AAAAAAGAGGAUUCGGAAGCUUUUAACGUCAUAAAAAAGCCUUAAAAACAAAAAUAAAUUUGGGGGAAAUUCUCUUGCGAGUAAAUGGCGAAUAACAACAACGGAGAACCGAGCUCAGCACCUCAAGCGGAGAGAUGGUACGAAUUAAAGCUAGGUCCAUCUUUCAGGGACAAUUCUCCCUGCAAAUUCUGUACUCUUCGAUAUGAAUUCAAGCCGGCCUCAAUUGAUAAGAGUCAGCCUGGAUCUCUCCACAAGAACAAGGAGAACAGGGUCGCUGUAGAAUUCAAUAACAACCAGCCAGGGAAACCUAAGGUGAGCUUUGAAGGAAGCAGUGAGGAUUACAAAGACAAUGAUGCAGUCUUGUUUUUUGAUGGAGAGACCUUUCGGCUUGAACGCUUGCAUCGGGCUGUUAAGAGACUGCGGCAUGUUCGGCAGCGUGGUGAAUCUAUUGCUGCAACAGCGAACUUGGCAUCUGCUACAUCGGUCAAGCUGCCAAAACAGCAGCACCUUCAGUCCAUGUUGAGGUGGAAAGGAUUGAUAUUGGCGAACCAGAGAGUCCAGCACUUAUGGCCCUUGAUUUCUUGGGGGAUGGGGGAAUUAUCUGCAAUUUAUCCUUUUCAAGUGCAAGCCCAGGAGCGAUUGAAUGCUACAGAAGGAACAAAACCCACUAACAGGACCAUGGACUUCAACCCAGCUCCACAAAAUGCACACUCUCUAUCCCCAGCUCCUAAACUUGAUGACGAAGCAGAAGAGAACAUAGACAUAGAUGUAGAUGAUGAUGAAGAGCCGCAACCUAAGAUAAACACUGGAGAACAACCAUCAUCUUCCUAUUUCGGCGUUGAUAUCAACAUCCCAACUCAGCAUAACGAUACGGAUGACGAGAUUGCUGAUGUGGAUGUGAGCGAUGGUGAAGCAGGAAAGGGGCCUAAUGCUGCUGAAGCUUUAAGGGCCCAAGUGAAUGCUGAGGAGGGGCAACAACAGAAAGAUGAUGAUGAAGAGAGUUCGAGUUCGAGCGGAAGCAGUGGAAGUGGCAGCAGUGGGAGUGGGAGUGGUAGCGGGAGCAGCAGUAGUGAUAGCAGCGACGAUGACUCAGCUAGCUCUGCUGGUGAUAUCGAUAUCUGAUGAGCAUUGGUUUGUGGGAAAAUUAUAAGUUUUGUUUAUUGUACUGUGUUGUAUGAUUAACUGUGGUGAAGUAUGAUUAACUGUGUUGAAGGAAUCAGAAGGGGAUUUCCGGUUGCUUCAACUCAUAUCAGCCUUUCAGUUGCCGAUAUGUAGGCUGGAAAUUUUUGUUACUUUGCUAUGUCACCUCUUACAGAAUAAAUUAUACUCCCGAUCUUCACCGUAA
This is a messenger RNA of Asparagus officinalis (garden asparagus), 1345 nucleotides long. RefSeq names its product ELL-associated factor 2-like. Gene Ontology annotation, biological process: regulation of transcription elongation by RNA polymerase II; positive regulation of DNA-templated transcription. Lineage: Eukaryota; Viridiplantae; Streptophyta; Magnoliopsida; Asparagales; Asparagaceae. Gene Ontology annotation, molecular function: transcription elongation factor activity. The record is from RefSeq and is a predicted model, not a curated record. Gene Ontology annotation, cellular component: super elongation complex.